GGUUGGUUAAUUCGUUACUUGGCUUGAGUUGGGACCUAAACGAAAGACAAAAAAGUUUGUACUGUAUGUAAGUACAAGAGUCAAACCGCGUAGGCAUAGACAAAAGGUACAUCUCCUUUUUCUUUUUGUUUUUGUGGAAACUUAACCACCAAGUCUACCCAACUAACUACACAGUUCUGUUUAACUAGUCACAAAGUAGAAAUUCAUUUCACACUCUGCAACACUUUGAAUUACAGAUUCAUCACAUAUAAUUCUUCUUUCUUCUUUAUCCCAUCCAUAAUUAGUUAAGUUUGAGUUUUGAGUAAUGAGCUUCUUGAGGCCAUCUGCGAUGUACAAUUUUUUGAUUACUUAUCCUUCAUCACGAUGGAUGCCAUGUCAGAGUUGGGGGUUCCUUCGAUGGCCAGGUCUUGAAGGUUUCUUAAGACUUCUCGUCGUUUUUCUUCUUUGGUCUACCUUCUCCCAUCUCUGCUAUAUACCUUCUUCUUCUAUGUACCCUACCCUUCAUGUUGGCGAUCGAAUCAUUAUCGAAAAGGCUUCAUAUUAUAUCAGGAGUCCUUCUAUACAUGAUAUUAUAACAUUUCGGGAUCCAACGCAGCACUCUGGAGAUAACACAGAUGUAAUUUUUAUUAAGAGAGUUGUUGCUAAAGAAGGAGACACUGUUGAGGUUCAUCAUGGAGGGCUCUAUGUCAAUGGUGUUGCUCAAGAGGAGGAUUUCGUGGUAGAGAAACCAACAUACACAACGAAAUUAACUUAUGUGCCGAAAGGCCAUGUUUAUGUGUUGGGGGAUAAUCGCAACAAUAGCUAUGAUUCCCAUAUAUGGGGACCACUUCCUAUGAAAAACAUAGUUGGAAGAUAUGCAAUGUGCUGUCACAGACCAACAAAUUGAGACUAUUAUAUAUGGUUGAGAUGUGGUGGAGGAACCAACCAGAGUUCUUUUUUUCUAUCAUCCGUUAACUCUUCAUGGGAAUUAGAUUCUCAUAUGCUUGCUCAUAGUGAUCACAGAAGCCUCCUUCUCCCGGAGUAUGCAACGAACCGAAAGAAAAAAUGACAUGUCAUUUCCAAAGGGCAUCUUGUAAUUUGAUAAAUGAAGCACAAGAUUUUCCAAGUGAUAUUUUUUAUGAAAAAAAUGCUAGAUGAUAAGUAUUAUUAUCAUCAUAGGAAUGUCAGAGAGACAAAUGUGUUGUUCUUGUUUUGAAUUUGUGGAUAUUCCAAGUCUUGUUCCUCACAUUUCUUAACUAUUCGUGUGAGAUUUACUUUGCAGAAUAACUAUUCUUUCUAAUCUUUAAACAUAAGAUAAGUAUAUGCCAUUACCUUAUUUUAAGUUCAA
Molecule: messenger RNA, 1327 nt
Organism: Medicago truncatula (barrel medic)
Lineage: Eukaryota; Viridiplantae; Streptophyta; Magnoliopsida; Fabales; Fabaceae
Product: chloroplast processing peptidase
Exons: 6
Coding region: 305-886 (193 amino acids)
Biological process (GO): thylakoid membrane organization
Cellular component (GO): chloroplast thylakoid membrane
Molecular function (GO): serine-type endopeptidase activity
Source: RefSeq, a predicted model, not a curated record